This is a messenger RNA of Cydia strobilella, 2154 nucleotides long. Its product is annotated as oocyte zinc finger protein XlCOF6.1-like. Bases 139 to 1320 code for a protein of 393 amino acids. Lineage: Eukaryota; Metazoa; Arthropoda; Insecta; Lepidoptera; Tortricidae. The record is from RefSeq and is a predicted model, not a curated record. The transcript has 2 exons.
ACAUUUAAUUUACUAAUGAAUGUGUAUUAUUUUGCGUAAUUACCUCCAUGUUAAAAACAAUCUAAAGAGUUAAGUAACGUGUGCAAGUUUCACAGGGAUAUUAAUAAACUUUAGACGUGCUUUACACGUGAAAACAGUAUGUCGCUGGAGGAUAUAUGUAUAAAGGAAGAAGACAAGAUAAAAGAGGAGCCUCAGAAUGAUAUUGACCAUGAUCUAAGCACUGCCGGGCUGGACCCUGAAGUACGUGUAAAGGCAGAGUCUGAAUGUGCCACAGAUAUACCAGAGAGAAAAGAGGAUUCCGAAGAUAUUGUGAGACGGGAUGUGCUGGCUGGGUAUACCGGCCGUGAAGUGAAGAAUGAGCUUGACCUGGCCUCGGAACUGUUACGUCAGAUCGAAAAUGACCAUAAUGCACUGGAAUCUCUGUCUGAAAUUCAGAUUAAGAAGGAAGCGAAUCCGGAGUUUUCAUGUUGUAUCAAGCAAAUAGUGCAGCAGGACUGUAUUGUUAAACUCAAGCGCACGCCUAUUGAUAAUUUGAAGAGUUUAAUUUCUCAUACAGAAAAUGACAAGAGAACAAGAAAACCAUGUAACAAAAUCACCGUUAAAGAUGUGAAGAACAUUUACAUUUGUAAUAAUUGCAACAAACAGUUUGCAAGGAGAAAUACAAUUAUCAAACACUUACUAAAUAAAGUGUGUGAACACAAAAGUGAGAAAUCUUAUGCUUGUGAAAUAUGUCAAAAGAAGUUCGCGUACCCUUCGUCUUUACGUAAUCAUAAGGUAUCUCAUUCAGGGGAGAAACUUUUCAUGUGUGAACUAUGUGGAACAAAGUGCAGCACUGAGAAAAACUUGAAACACCAUGUGUUCAAUCACAUGAAUGACCGUCCGUUUUCUUGUGAUAUAUGUAAUAGGCAAUUUCUCCGCGAAAAAUAUUUAAUCAGCCAUAAACUUUCCCACACAGGUGACAAGCCUUUUGAGUGUGAAAUUUGUGGGAAACGAAUGAAAUACAAGCGUUCGUUGGUUGAUCAUUUACGAACGCACGAAGGUUACAGUCAUGAAAAGUUGCUUUCCUGCGACUUUUGUGAAAUUAAGUUUAGCCGAAAGUCACAUUUGGCCAUACAUGAGAGAUCACACACUGGUGAAAAGCCUUUUCCAUGUAAAGUGUGCAACAAGUGCUUUACUUCAAACUCAGCGUUAACAAUUCAUAUGAGAAUACACACUGGGGAAAGACCUUAUGCCUGCGAUAUGUGCCCAAUGCGGUUCCCAACAAGUGGAAGACUAGGUAUCCAUAAGCAAAGUCAUUCGAAAGAGAAAUAUAAGUCUUAAUUCAGUGAGGCGCAAGUACAGGGUUUAAAUAGUAUAACAUUUUCUUGUGAGCUGUCGAAAUCAAAUUUAUUAAAACCACGAAAAACAGUCCUUAUAAAGGAAAUAUUGUAGUUCGGGCGAUUUUCCGCAACUCGACGACUGGCGCCUAUUUUGCGUGACAUGGGGGGGUGGGCUAGUCCUGCCAGCCCAGCUCCUCGAGGGUAGAAUUCCUUAGGACAACCUAAACCUUUGAUGUUGAGUAGGACCUCGGGGAGGUCUCUCGGGGAUCCGAGAUGUUUUGCCCUGUAUGGGGCCACUCCGCUGCAUUCCAGCACCACGUCAGAGGCCGUUUCUUCUGUCUUCAUGCAUCCUCUGCAAAGGGGACUGUAUGUGACACCUGUUAUAAAAAGAUGUUUGUUAAAUAGUAUAAAGGAAAUUAAUGUAUCACAACAGACUUCAGACCCAUUUUGUACCUUGUCACAGUGACAAUAGUAUGAGGUCUCUAGCGACUUUCAUAUUGAUUGUCACUGUGACAAGGUACGAAAUGGGUCAUAAAUUAAAAUCUUCGACCAUACCUACCUACCAAAUAAUUGUAUCUUUUUACUACGAUGUCCCCUUGUUUAUCCCUGUUUGAUAUUGAGAGAUGUUUUUUUUUACAUUUAAUUUUCUACCUCAACAAGCUGCAAGCAUCAUUAGUGUUAUAUGUUUGUGUUAAGGUAGAAGAUAGAAAUUAAAUGUACCUACCCAAUAUAAUUUCUUGCUUGCUAUCCAUGUUUAUACCUGAUUUGACUUGUUGGGGUCUUUUUAACCUCAUUAGCACAUAUGUUUAAUCAGAAUUUACUGAGAGCAUACAUU